This is a messenger RNA of Penicillium canescens, 1696 nucleotides long. RefSeq lists its product as uncharacterized. NCBI's taxonomy places the organism in Eukaryota, Fungi, Ascomycota, Eurotiomycetes, Eurotiales, Aspergillaceae. Gene Ontology annotation, molecular function: zinc ion binding. The coding region runs from base 195 to 1547 and encodes 450 amino acids. The record is from RefSeq and is a predicted model, not a curated record. The transcript has 3 exons.
CCUCCUUCGGCUUGAAUAUGUCUACAUAUUUGUAUUCUCUCACGAAGCCUUACACAAACUACUCCCUGAUCUAGUGGCAUACUCAUGGAUCCAAAGUGCUUGCUGGUCUACCUCGCAACAUAGGGAAAAGGAGCAUAAAUACCCGUGCAUCGCAAGGUUGCCUGAGCCUUUGACUGGGCUCACACCAGCGCAUCAUGAAUCUACAAGAAUUCCUAGCUAUGGAGGACAACUGCGACCGCGAUGAGCUAAUUGACCUUCGCGGCCUGGAUUUCGUCUCCGACUACGACUCGCACCUCAUGUGUCCGAUCUGCCACUGCCCCUUCGUCGACCCCGUCCGUCUACAAUGCGACCAUGUCUUCUGCCAGAGUUGCCUCAGUUCGGCCAUCAACACCUUCCGCUCGGCCGAUUCGGAUGAGUUCCCGUGUCCCUCUUGCCGAACCCCCACCCGAGAGGUGUCGACCAGUGUACCCCGCUUGCUGAUCAACAUGUGCGACGAGAUCCGGGUGCGAUGUCCGUUGAUAACGGAGGGUUGUCAUGAGAUCGUGCCCCGGGGUCAUGUCCAGUCGCAUGUUGAGAAGUAUUGUGGGUAUCGGCUGGUUCCGUGUCCGGAUGAUUCUUGCGAUAGGUUGAUUCGUAGUAAGGAUGUUGGGAUAGAUGGGAAAUGCAUACAUGUGCUGCGCCAGUGUCCCCGCUGUGAAGAGGAUGUUAUGGAACAGGAUUAUGAGGAGCAUGACAAGGAUCUUUGUCCUGUUUUAGAGACCAGUUGUGUCGACUGCGAAACAGUUGUCUCUCGGAAGGCAUUCAAGGAACAUGUUGAAGCAUGCCCGGAAGUUAUUGUCCCCUGCGCGGCAGCGAAAUACGCAUGUCCUGUCAAGGUCCGUCGCGCCGACGUCGCAAUGCAUGAGCAAAGCUGUCCGCUGGUCACAAUGAUCCCGUACUUUGAGGUGCAAAACACACGACUCAAUUCCUUGGAAUUAAGUAUGCGACAUCUGCAGCAACGGAACGAGAUCUUCGAGGAUGGGCUCGCCAACAUCCGGUCCACUCUCGUCGAGUCCGCGCGUAUAGGCGCCAGUGCACCCAGUGGACAAUCCAUCAAUUCUGGAAGAGAACAGUCCUCUACCCGCGCCGAAGCAAACACAGAUCCUACGGAUAUAUCCUCGAGUGUAUUCUCAUCCAACGCCACAACCUAUCUACUCUCACUCCACGAAUCUCUACGCGAGGAAGUAGAGCAAAUAAAACACAACCUCACCGACCUAGACGCCCGCGCCAGCAUGUCUCUGAUGAACGAGUGUAUACGCAUGAAGGAAGACAUGGCCCAUACAAAUGCCGCAGUCAACAGUGUCCGGAUGCAAGUGCAAUGGCUUAUGAACCCCCGGCUCCAUGGGACACGUACAGGAGCUGUCCGGGCCAAUACGGGCAAUGAAACUCCUCGAUCGCCGCUACCUACGUCGUCGGCAGCUGGGUCAAGCAGUACUACUGCUCAGUCUCUAGGGCCCCUUCGACCUAGGAGGCCUAGUGAUAGUGGGCGUGAGGGAACCAAGCUAUGAUACUAGACUUGAUGUGUGAUUUUGAGCGAUGCAUUUUUGAUAUGGAUGCGAAGGAGUAUUGGGAUGUUUUUGUAUUCCUUUUAUAGUUAUGACAUGAUGAUUAGUUGUUGGGAGCGUGGCUCUUUAAUACAGUUGGCUGAUAUAGACCG